AUGACCAAAAGCAAAAGCCAGGACUGGCAGGAGCUGCCUGCAAUGACCACGGAGAAAAGGCCGCUGCGAACCUACUCACAUAAGGCGAAGAGUAACCGGCCUGUAUCGCUUCUGUCGCUCCCUCCCCUCAAGCCCACGCCCAAGCAGUUCACUCCUACCACGGCCGGUGUCCGACUCGAGAAAUUUCAUACCGGCAACGCAACUGUGUACAGGGACGACCUUGGUCAGGGCGGAGUCGAUGACGAUGUCGAUGAGCUUGCCCUUGAAAGCCUUGGAGAAGCGAGCCGCUUGGAGUAUGCAGAUCACAUCACUUCACCUUUAUCGCCCACUCCGAAUACGCAAGUAUCACUACACUCUAAGCACCCGGGACCGGUCGACGAAGACGAAGACGACCCCUUCGUCCUCUCACAGCGGCCUCCGGGCUGCAACCCCAAACACGACAGACGCACAGGAAAUGGAAUGAGGAGCCUCCGACGUCGACCGCACCUUAUCUUUAGCAAGACGGAAGCCAAAGGCUACAAGCAGCUGAAUCUGAAUGACGAACCGGAUGCUGCCAAGCCAGUACCGAUUCCACGUUUUAAAUACGGAUUUGGGGACGGCUUCUCAGGUCGUGAAGCCAAACCGAACGGUUCGAAUCUCCUAACCCGCAGCGGGAAGCAAGCUAUUACUAGCCCGCAUGUGGGUAUUCUCGAUUUGACCCAGUCCACCACGCAAGCCCCUGGACGGAAAAGAAAGACUCAAAUAGCAGAUAUCGAUGACAACUCCUUCGUCUUGGCCCCGAAGAAGAAGAGUCGCGGUCCCUUGCAGCCGAAAGACCCGAACCGGCAAGCGAAACCCAGUCCAGUGAUCCCAGCCAAGGUGAAGAGGACUACUUCCGCGCGUCAUGAAUCUGGUAAGGCCAGGGAAGAGCUUUCGGCCCCAGGGGCGCAGCCUAGGCAGCCCAAGGCAGACGGACACAUCAAGAAGACUCAAGCUCAACCCAUCGCCGCGAAGGACACCGGGAAAGACACGCUUGACAAUGAUGACGAGGUAAACUUGCUCAUCAUUCCGGAUAUUUACAAUGCCCAGGAAUUUGUAACUGUGGUGGAGGAACACAGUUUCGAAACAGACGUCUCAAAACCUCCUCCCCGCCCUCUUCUAGUGGCAGCGGCAUCGGAGGACGGACACAUGAAACACACCCAAGUUCAAGCCACCACCCAGCGCGACACGAUUGAUGAUGAUGAGGAGGGGGGCGAAAAGUGGGAUGUUACCGGCGCGCUGCCGCCGUCGGGGAGGGAAUUUCGGAGAGCCGAUACGCUGUGA
This is a messenger RNA of Chaetomium fimeti, 1302 nucleotides long. RefSeq lists its product as uncharacterized. The transcript is spliced from 4 exons. NCBI's taxonomy places the organism in Eukaryota, Fungi, Ascomycota, Sordariomycetes, Sordariales, Chaetomiaceae. The coding region runs from base 1 to 1302 and encodes 433 amino acids. The record is from RefSeq and is a predicted model, not a curated record.